UUUCAUAAUAUUAUAUGUCCAUCUUCUCUCUGAAACCAAGAAAGGGAAGAUUGUCUUUGAAAAUAAAACCAAACAUGACGUCUGAAGAAACGGAAAUUGGCGUUAUCUGGAUGUCGCCUGGCAGAUAUGGGAAAAACCCAGGCGGAAAUACAGAGGGCUUACAGGGAGAGGAAGAAGUUAAAAGAAGGGACAAAAUAUCUUGAUCGUGAAUCAAAAAGAGUACUGGGAUAUUAUAAACCUGUGACCGAUUUGAGCAAGAAAAAAGCAAAUGAAAGAAGACAAAGAAUCAGAGAAAAUGUAAGGAAACAUCGUCAAAAGAAAAAAGAACAAACAGCCGCACCGCUGCUGGAAGAACCCCAAAACGGAGAAGUAGGAGAUAGUAAUAUACAGGUAUCAGACGUUUCAUCAUCGACAGACAGACCAUGUUAUUCACCACUAAUUGUAAAACUGCCAUCUUUGGAAUCAAAGAAAAGAACCAGAAAAAGAAUAAGUCGUUCAACAUCAAAAUCCAGGCGUGUAAUCAAGAAACUAGAAGAGGAAAAUAAAAAUUUACAGCGAAAAUACAAAAAAGUGUCGAAAAGAUAUGAACGUUUGUCAAAGAAAACAAAAGUUGAUAAUUCAACACAACGUGCUUCUACAAGCCAUGACGAUCCAGAGAACCAAAGGGAGAACAUGACCCCAAGGAAGAGAGCUCUACAAGACAUUAGAGAUGAAGGAUUAUCACCUAGUAAGAUCCCAAAAAUCUUAAAGGAAAAAGUUGUCGUGGCAAACGUACUUGCUCAAGAAAUCAAUGACGCAUACAAAGCAAAUGAUCAGUCUGGGAAAAACGUUGUUAAGGAUAUCAUAUAUGGAAGCCAUAUAAAGAAAUACAGAAUGAAGGAAGCAAUGAGAAAGUCAUUGGGGGUAACCAUGAAACAUUUACGGAAAACUUCAAAAAGCAUACGACUUCAGAAAGCUACGCGGAAUCAAAAAACCAUGGCGGCAAUUAAGAAUCGAGUUGCAGAGUUUUUGUGUAGAGACGACAACAGCAGAAUGAUGCCAGGGAAAAAUGACAAAAUAAAGAAAAAAGAUGGAUAUGUCCAAAAAAGGGUGCUGAACGACACAAUGUCAUAUCUUCAUUUGAAAUAUAAUGCAGAGACCACACAUAAAAUUUCACUUGCAACAUUUUGCCGAAUGCGCCCGAGAGAAGUUUCACUCACAAAAUAUCUAAGCAGAAACAAAUGUCUUUGUCAGAAACACCAGAACAUGGCUUUGCUUUUAAAAGCGAUGAAGAACGCAGGUGCAAGUGUCACUAACAAUCCUGAUGAAUUUGGAAGAAAACUGAAAGAAAAUAAUCAUAAUAUAGAAGAGUAUCUACGUGAAAUUAAAGAAGAAACGGUCAUAUUGCAACAGUGGAAGAAAGUUGAACUUCCUGAUGGAAAGAAGAAAACAAAAAUCGUAGAAGAAAAAAUGGCAAAACAAGAGUUCUUCAGAAAAGCAGAAAAUCAAACAUCAGAGUUUAUUGAACAUUGUAAUCGAGUGAAGGCCCAGUAUAAGGCAAUGGGGAAUUUAAAAGACCAUUUACCAGAUGGUCAUUGCCUGCUGCAAAUGGACUUCGCCGAAAACUUCACGUGUACGUCAGCAGAUGAGGUACAGAGUGCCUACUGGAACGGCACUUCUGUUACGCUUCAUCCAAUUGUAAUUUAUUUCAAGAAGAACGACACCCUACAACACAAGAACUACGUCGUUGUAUCUGACGAUUUGGGCCAUAACAUAGGACUUGUGUAUGCUAUUCUGAAAGAUAUUGUAAAGAAGGUGAAGGAGAUCGUUCCGAAUCUCACCUACAUUCAUUACUGGACAGAUAGCCCCAGCUCUCAGUAUCGCAACAAAACAGCCUUUUACAUAAUAUCUGACCACACUAACUUGCUUGGUGUCCCAGCCUCGUGGAAUUAUUUUGAAACAGGUCACGGCAAGGGGCCAUGUGAUGGUGUCGGCGGAACAGCAAAGCGGGCAGCGGACAUGGGUAUUAAACAAGAAAAAUUCGUUGUCCAAGAUGCCAAUGACUUUUACGUAAAUGUUGGAGUCCACCAUAAAUCUGCAACUUACACUUUUGUUUCUUCGUUCCAAGCGGAUGCAGCUAGGCAAGAGUUAGCAGAACUGAAUAAGAACCUAAUAGCUCUGAAAGGAACGAUGAAAGUCCAUCAUGUCUCUGCACUGGAAAAGGGGAGAAUCCGCACUUCCGUUACCUCUUGCUACUGCGAGGUUUGUUUAAAUGGUGUAGACCAUAUUGGUACCAAUGGAAGCAUUCUUAAACAAAGACAAGAGGUAACGUCAAGAUUUCAAUCCACGGAAGACCAGGAAUUGCAAUCUAAUUCAGCAAAUGCGGGAAUUACAAGUCCUACCGUUGUUUCCACUGAAUCUGAAUACGACGAGAAUAGAAGUCCGCUGCGAUAUGAAAAGGGAGAUUGGAUAGUUGUUUCCUACGAACAAAAGUGGCAUGUAGGUCAAAUAAAAUCUAUCGACCAAGGAGAUGGAGAAUAUGAAGUAUCUUUUCUCAGAGUGAGUGGUGGACGCUCUACAGAACACAGUACAUAUAAAUGGCCAAAACCCGCAGACAUACUUGAUAUAGCCCACUCUGAUGUCAUCUGCAAAAUAAAUGAGCCUGAAAGAAUCGGUAGAAGCGGACGCAGUUUGAAAUUGAAUGCUGCAGACAUCGAAAUUAUUCAAAAUACUCUUUCAAAGGACUGA
Ostrea edulis (European flat oyster) is the source of this 2727-nucleotide messenger RNA. RefSeq lists its product as uncharacterized. The transcript has 2 exons. NCBI's taxonomy places the organism in Eukaryota, Metazoa, Mollusca, Bivalvia, Ostreida, Ostreidae. The coding region runs from base 127 to 2727 and encodes 866 amino acids. The record is from RefSeq and is a predicted model, not a curated record.